CUGCCUUUAAAAAAGUCUGUCAGCGCCGAAAUGUGUCUUUUAUAAAGUAUUCUGGCGGACCCACCGAACCAUAGGAACCUGACCGAGUAUAGCCUAGGCUACGAGGCUUGGUGGUUUACCAGAAGCGUGCGUAAAUUAUCGCUUGUUUAUCGCUUGCUAUUUAAUUACUUUCCGAGACAUAGUCGGUGGUUAAAAUAACAUGGGUCUGUCUAUCCUUGCGGCGACUGUGCUUUUUCUUCUUAAUUCCUCCUUGUGUGAAGCGGGGAUCGUUAAACGACAUGCCAUCGGUUGUCCCGAAAAAUGUGACAAGUCACUGUGCGCGCCCAUACCGGCUGAUUGCCUCGCGGGAGACACCCUUGACCAGUGUGACUGUUGCCCGGUAUGCGCCUCCGGAGAGGGCGAGCCGUGCGGUGGCGGCGGCGGCCAGGGAGAGCCCGAGUGCGCGGAAGGCAUGGAGUGCCAGGUGGCGGAUGGAGUCGGUUACACGUCCACGGUCCGCAGACGGGGUAAGGCCGGCGUGUGCGUGUGCAAGAGUUCGGACGCCGUGUGUGGAAGCGACGGCGUGUCUUACCGCAACAUCUGCGACCUGAAGAGAGUCAGCAACCGCGCGCAGAAACUCCAGCAGCCUCCCGUGAUUUUUAUUCAAAGAGGAGCGUGUGGGAAAAGUCAUGAGGAGAGUCCUAACAGCCUGAGACACCGGUACAACUUCAUCGCAGAUGUGGUAGAGAAGAUUGCUCCAGCCGUCGUUCAUAUUGAACUCUACCGCAAAAUGGCCUUCACUAAGAGGGAGGUGGCAGUGGCCAGUGGAUCUGGUUUCAUGGUGUCUGAAGAUGGCCUCAUUGUAACCAACGCACAUGUCGUUGCCAACAAGCACCGUGUGAAGGUAGAGCUGAAGAGUGGUGCCACGUUUGAUGCCAAGAUCAAAGAUGUGGACGAGAAGGCUGAUAUUGCCCUCAUCAAGAUCGACACGCCGACGAAACUGCCGGUCCUUCUGCUGGGCCGCUCGGCCGACUUGAGGCCUGGAGAGUUUGUGGUUGCCAUCGGCAGUCCGUUCUCUCUUCAGAACACGGUCACCACGGGGAUCGUCAGCACCACACAGCGCGGGGGAAAAGAGCUGGGCUUAAAGAACUCAGACAUGGACUACAUACAGACAGAUGCCAUCAUCAAUUAUGGGAACUCUGGAGGGCCCCUGGUUAACCUGGACGGUGAGGUGAUUGGCAUUAACACUCUCAAGGUGACGGCUGGCAUCUCCUUUGCCAUCCCCUCUGACAAAAUCCGCCAGUUCCUUGCUGAGUCUCAUGACCGUCAGGCUAAAGGAAGAACAGCAAAUAAGAAGAGAUACAUUGGAGUGAGAAUGAUGAGCCUCACCCCAGCGCAGGCCAAGGAGCUGAAGGAGAGGCACGCUGACUUCCCAGAUGUCACAUCAGGGGCCUAUGUCAUCGAAGUCAUUCCAGGGACACCAGCUGAAGUGAGCGGCCUGAAGGAGGGAGAUGUCAUCAUCUUCAUCAACAGCCAGCGCGUGUCCUCCGCCAACGACGUCAGCGCAGCCAUCAGGCGGGACGACUCCCUAAAGAUGGUGGUACGCCGUGGCAACGAGGACGUUAUGCUUACCGUCACCCCAGAGGAGGUCGAACCUUGACCCAAUCCAUCAUGGCCUCCAAACCAAAGAGCGCUUUGGUAAUGUCAUGAAUAUGUAGCAUGGCACCACGUUGAUUCUGCUGCCAUUUUUAGUGGGAACAGAGGUCACGUCUUCAACUUUUACCAUGCGUUGUUUAAGUCUGCGCAUGUGAAACUCAUCCUUAUGGUGGGCAAUGUUAUGCAAUAUGUUUGUAAGGCACAUGUGUGAUUCACAUAUACAUGUCCCUCUAAAAUGGGGCUGGCCAUGCCCAUCUAAAAGUUCUUAAUCAUUACCAAAACCCUCUUAGGGCCCUUACAUAGUCGACGCGAGAAACACAUGGUUUACGCAGAUUACCACGUUCUACACAGCGACACAAUAAUCAGCAAUGGCAAUGCAUGUAACGUGCGUCAAGUACCAAAGGACAUGUUUUGCAUAAAUGCAUAAUGGCACUGAAGUGAUCCAUAGCCUUGUGUAUGUGCUGGAAUGCAUUGACUAUGUACAGUAAGCACUCUUUAGUGUCUAAACUCUUUGCUCCAAACACACCAACCAAUGAGCUGGUUCUCAGUGCUUUGCUCAGUUCCACCCCAUGACCAUUUCUGGAAGGUUUGGCACCAUCCCUCCUUCGCCAUGUGUAACAUUUGUAGAGUUUCUUUGCAAAAUAACGCAAGCCCCUUUUUUAACUUUUGCAUUUUAUUAUUGGAAAUGACUGUUCUGAUGUCCUAUCACCUAGGCUACUGUAUGUGUGAAUUCAUGGCAUUCAAAUGUUUUGAGAAGAUACUCUUUAAACCUAUAUAUGCAAUGCAAUGCAAUACAACAAUGUUAAUUUUCUCAAAAUGUUCCAAAAUGAAUAUAAUACGUCAUUUUGCAGCAAAGCUCUUCUUUUUAAAAACUUGCAUUCCACCCCACAUUAUUCCUGCCAUGUUCUAGUUUAGGCUAUCACAUGUUUUUUGCAUUGCUUCACUGUGUUAUCUGUUGUCAAAUAUCUCCAUAUAGAUAUUAUGUGAAAUCAUCAGCCAUUCCACACUGCACUUCCUGACAUCUACAUAAUGUUCGUUAUUUUCUCUUACUAUCAGAUAUGAAUGACCAGUGCAGUCUGUAAAAGACACUGCGCUUUAGUGUGUGUGUAUGUGCGGGCGUGUGUGUGUGUGCAGUGUGAGAGAGAGAGCCCUUGCCUACUUACCAUUGUGAGGUCCAGAUGGCUCCGCUAAUAUAGGAAUAUACCUUAAGGGGUACCUUGUGGGGCUCAAAUUGCGGGACCCUGUACAUACCUUGAAGUGUUUUUCUUGGAAAUUUUGUCGUUACUGAUAAAACUACCUAAAAGCGCACAAAUGUCUUUACUGACAGGUUAGGGUUAUGGAUUGCUGUUGUCUGGGCGUAGUUUAGCAUUCUUCAGUUACAGUUGAUGUCUUAUCAUUUGGCCUACGUAGCCUAUAGCCAAUCGUGUCAGUUGUAUGUAUUCAAACAAACUGCAGUCGCCUUUCCAUGCCUCCUUGCUCUUUGAUUGGAGCACAUGAUCGGGAACGGAAUGGAAGUGAAUUGGAGGGCCCCACAAGGAUAUAUAGUGGAAGGCAAAAGUUAGCACACCCUUUGAAAUUUCUUACAUUUCUGCUGUCUGAUCUUCACAAAAAUCAAAAGAACAAGGAACAAUGGUGUCUGCCAUUACUAAUGCCACCCAAGCAAUUAAGUUAUCAUAUUUGUAUUGUGGAGGAGGAGGAGUGGAGGUGCAAAACGCACACCAGAAACA
Molecule: messenger RNA, 3362 nt
Organism: Engraulis encrasicolus (European anchovy)
Lineage: Eukaryota; Metazoa; Chordata; Actinopteri; Clupeiformes; Engraulidae
Gene: htra1b
Product: HtrA serine peptidase 1b
Exons: 10
Coding region: 200-1639 (479 amino acids)
Biological process (GO): positive regulation of apoptotic process; programmed cell death; proteolysis
Cellular component (GO): extracellular region
Molecular function (GO): protein binding; serine-type endopeptidase activity
Source: RefSeq, a predicted model, not a curated record